AUGAUUCCAAUCUUUACACAUGAUAUUCUCUAUGACAUUCGACCACUUGAAUUUGAAAUUGGUGUUAAAAAUGAAUUUAAAAUUAUUGCUAAACGUCCAGAUGGUAAACCAAUUGAAAUGAAAAAUAUUAUUGCUACCGGUACAAUGAUAAUGGAUGAUGAAUAUGGUAAAAAACAUGUUGAAGAAGUAGUUGAAAUUAAAGAUUUCUGUAAACGUGAUCGUAAUGAUAUCGGUUUCUUCAAUCUUGAGAUUCCUAAAAAUUGUAUCGGUGUUCUUAUGGCUAUAACAUCAUUAGGUGAAGAUGGUAAAAUGCGUCAUUAUCGUAUACAUGCUCUUCCAUUUAUGCCAAAACGUCGUCGUCAUGGUGCUAAAUUAUCUAUUGAACUUUUACCAUCAACAGUAGCUACAUUUAAUACAACUGAUACAGAUGUUAAUGUUCCAGUUAUUAGUUCACCAGAUUCAACAGCUAGUCGUCCAUCAAAUUUUUAUAUUCAAUUAAUUCCAUCAAAAUCUGUAGAAAAUUUCGAACGAUUACUUAUGUCAUAUGUUAUUAUGACUAAUGGUCGUAUAACAUUUACUGGAAAAUUUUAUGCUGAAUCAAUAAAAGAAUGUCCAACAACACCACUUUGUUCAAUUAAAUCAGAAGAAGAAAAACCAUUAGUUUGUGUAUUUAAAGGUAUUUUACCAAUUUUAAUAACACUUGAUAUGAUGCCAUAUUCAACAUUACUUGUUUACACAUUUCAACCAACAUUCGAUUUUUAUGUUGUUGAAUCAUAUCGUUUUUCAGUUGCUGAUCUUUUUCAAAGUUCAUUAAAAUUAAAUGCAACAAUUGUUCCAUUUAUGCCAACUGAAAAAAUUAUUGAAAAUGAUAGUUUUAUGAAAGAAAUGAAUGUUAAAUCAAUAUAUAUUUCAAAUAAAAUACAAGAAAAAACACGUGUUGAACUUUCAUUUACUGGUGUACCUGGUUCAACCAGUUGGUCUUAA
This is a messenger RNA of Rotaria sp. Silwood1, 984 nucleotides long. Lineage: Eukaryota; Metazoa; Rotifera; Eurotatoria; Philodinida; Philodinidae. The record is from the annotation of a GenBank genome assembly.